Molecule: messenger RNA, 2437 nt
Organism: Elgaria multicarinata webbii
Lineage: Eukaryota; Metazoa; Chordata; Lepidosauria; Squamata; Anguidae
Gene: SEMA3B
Product: semaphorin 3B
Exons: 18
Coding region: 116-2398 (760 amino acids)
Biological process (GO): negative chemotaxis; positive regulation of cell migration; neural crest cell migration
Cellular component (GO): plasma membrane
Molecular function (GO): chemorepellent activity; semaphorin receptor binding
Source: RefSeq, a predicted model, not a curated record
UCCGGAGAGGCGCCCUCGACGUGCGCCCCCCUUCGGCGGUGGCAACGGAGCUGGGGAGGCAGUCAUCAGAGGUUCAGAGUCCAGCGCCCGCAGAGGAGAAGAGGCAGCCACCGCUAUGAUCCAGGCACUGGUGCUGCUGUUGCUGGCUGGGAACGGAGCCACAGCUACCAGCACCAAUCCCCGUCUGAAGCUCUCCUUCCAUGACCUGCGGAUGCGCCACGGAUUACGCACCUACGAGUUGGAGCGCUCCUGCUGCUAUGACUCACUGCUGCUGGAUGAAGAGCGAGGGCGGCUUUUUGUGGGCGGAAAAAAUUACCUGGCAUCCUUGAGCCUCGACAACAUCAGCAAGCAGGACAAGAAGAUUUACUGGCCGGCGCCUGUGGAAUGGAGGGAAGAAUGCAACUGGGCAGGCAAAGACAUCAAUGCCGAGUGCAUGAACUUUGUCAAGAUCCUGCACCUCUACAACCGCACCCACCUGUAUGCCUGCGGCACCGGGGCCUUCCACCCCACCUGUGGCUUUGUCGAAGUCGGGCAGCGUCUGGAGGACUCUGUGUUCAAACUGGACCUCAGGAACUUGGAGGAUGGCAAAGGAAAGAGCCCCUAUGACCCACGGCACAUGGCUGCCUCAGUGCUUGCUGGUGAAGAGCUUUAUUCCGGGGUGGCUACAGACCUGAUGGGCCGGGACUUCACCAUCUUCCGCAGCCUGGGCUCAAGACCCUCCAUCCGCACAGAACAGCAUGACUCCCGAUGGCUCAACGAGCCCAAGUUCAUUGAGGUCUUCUGGAUCCCGGAGAGUGAGAACCACGACGACGACAAGAUCUUCUUCUUCUUCAGGGAAACGGCAGUGGAGGGAUCCCAGGGACUGGGCAAGCAGACCUUCACCCGCAUUGGCCAGAUCUGCCGGAAUGACAUGGGGGGACAGAGGAGCCUGGUGAAUAAGUGGACGACCUUCCUGAAGGCACGACUAGUGUGUGCCGUUCCAGGCAGUGACGGGAGUGACACCCACUUUGACCAACUCCGUGAUGUCUUCUUGCUACCAACCAGGGACAAGCGUAACCCAUUGCUCUAUGCUGUUUUCACCACCUCCAGCACCAUUUUCAAAGGCUCUGCUGUCUGUGUGUACCACAUGAACGACAUCCGCCGAGCCUUCUUGGGGCCUUUUGCGCACAAGGAGGGGCCCAACUACCAAUGGGUGUCCUACCAAGGCCGGGUCCCUUACCCCCGCCCAGGAAUGUGUCCCAGCAAAACCUUCGGCACUUUUAGUUCCACCAAGGAUUUCCCUGAUGACGUGAUCCAAUUUGCCCGCAAUCACCCGUUGAUGUACAAUCCGGUGUUGCCACAUGGUCAGCGACCCGUCUUCUUGCAAACCAACGUGGGCUACACCUUCACCCGCAUCGCAGUGGACCGUGUAGCGGCGGCCGACGGCCACUAUGAUGUCCUUUUCAUCGGCACAGACAUUGGCACAGUCCUGAAGGUCGUCUCUGUGCCCAAGGAGAGCUGGCAAAACAUGGAGGAGCUGCUGCUGGAGGAGCUGCAGGUGUUUAAGGACUCCUCUCCGGUUACCAGCAUGCAGAUCUCCUCCAAGCGGCAACAGCUCUACAUGGGCUCCCGGACAUCCAUUUCCCAGCUGCCCUUGCACCGCUGUGGGAUCUAUGGCAAAGCUUGUGCGGAGUGCUGCCUAGCAAGGGACCCCUACUGCGCCUGGGAUGGCACCACCUGCACCCGCUACAUGCACAACACCAAACGGCGGUUCCGGCGUCAGGAUGUGAGGAAUGGGGAUCCCAAUUCGUUGUGCUCUGGAGAUCCCCAGCAAAGCACCGUGCCGGAAAAGAAGCUAUAUGGUGUGGAAGGCAGCAGCGCCUUCCUGGAAUGCCUCCCUAAGUCCCUGCAGGCUGAGGUGGUGUGGACAUAUCAGAAAACCAGCAGCACCCCCCGGAAGGAGGUCCUGAUGGACGAUCGGGUCGUCAAGAUGGAGCGGGGAAUCCUGUUGCGCAAUGUGCAGCGCAAAGAUGCUGGCUUUUACCAUUGCCAGGCCACGGAGCAUGGCUUUACCCAGAGUCUGCUGCACCUCCGGCUUGAAGUGAUCUAUGCCCAGCAGGCCGACUCCCUCUCCUGGGAAGAGGAGCCCACAGAGCCCUUCCAUCGCAAGGUCUGGUACCGGGAUUUCUUGCAGUUGGUGGAUCACCCCAACCUCAGCACCAUGGACCAGGUGUGUGAGCAGCUAUGGAGCCGCAAGAGCCACCAUCCCAAGAAGAAGCUGCCGCUGCCUCCUCCGCUCAGUGUCAAGGCCAAGAGUCACAAGUGGAAGCACCUGGAGGAGAAACGGAGAGCCCGCAGCCGGAGAACACAUGAAGUGCCCCGUGCCGAAAGGGGCCCCCGGAGCACGGACAUCUGGUGACCUGCGAGGAGCACAGCUGGACAACCUCUAUGCUGGAAG